AUGGAGACUACUACUUGUGCUAAUCCAUGGUCAUGCAACAGCUUUCCACGCCCAGGUCCAGGCUGUUGUCUCCUCUCAGAAAAAAAAAGGGACUUGCCUCCUUUUGUCACUCGCUCUCCAUGGAUCAGCUCUUAUGAGGCCAAGAUACUGUUUGUGAAGAAUGGCAAGUAUAAGAUUAGUAUGUAUGAAGACCCCAAACUGCAUGAUUAUAGGCAGUAUGAAGCUAAUUUACCAAUUUUUGUGACAAGUUACUCCAGAGAUCCUUUAAAUCUGAAGUUAAAAUCACAGAAUUUAAACAUAGGUGAGUCCUUGACAUUCACUGUGUUAAAGAAAUUAGGGAUCAGUAUGUGAACAGUAGGGAGCAGGAGUAAAGGGUGUAGAACCCCUCUAACUCACAGUGACCUCAAAUGAAGCUUGAAGACCAAAGAGCAAUAUUUUUCCUAAGUGUCAACAUCAGAGACAAUCUGCUUUCUAAAUCUAAAUAACAGGCUUGGAUUACAGAAAAUACACUAGUUCACUCAUGCAGAGACACUAAGUUUUAAUGAUACCUGAUACAAGCAGGAUAAUUAGCUCAAAAACUCUGCUUCCCAAUGUAGACUUGCUGAUAAGACUGCAAUUUCAACCUUAUAAUGGUUUACUCCCAGGCAACUGAAUCAAGUCCAAUGUCUGUUAUCCUCAUUGUAGAUACAAUAGUCCAUAUCUGCAUUCCUACUGUGGUGGAUAGUCCAUAAUGGGAUGUCUGCCCUUUAGUGUAGAUUUUAUAGCUUCACCUCUUCUAAGGAUAACUUAUUUGAAAAUAAUUAACUACACAUUAGUCAAAGCACACACACACAUACAUAUCAUGUUGUAUAAGCCAUUUCUUUCUUUGUGCAUUCACAGCAAGGCCAUGGACAGAGUAU
Pezoporus flaviventris is the source of this 899-nucleotide messenger RNA. RefSeq lists its product as uncharacterized. The record is from RefSeq and is a predicted model, not a curated record. The transcript is spliced from 3 exons. Lineage: Eukaryota; Metazoa; Chordata; Aves; Psittaciformes; Psittacidae. The coding region runs from base 1 to 351 and encodes 116 amino acids.